Molecule: messenger RNA, 1487 nt
Organism: Orbicella faveolata
Lineage: Eukaryota; Metazoa; Cnidaria; Anthozoa; Scleractinia; Merulinidae
Product: borealin-like
Biological process (GO): mitotic sister chromatid segregation
Cellular component (GO): chromosome passenger complex; chromosome, centromeric region; spindle midzone
Source: RefSeq, a predicted model, not a curated record
AAAUUCAACAAUCAAGCGAUUAUUGGCGGGCUUCUUUAUAAAAAUUUGUAAUCCUUAGUUGUUUAUUAUUUGGACUUCUGUUGUUCUUUUUUUGGCUGCGAAAGAAGCAAGAUGCCUCGGAGGAAAAAUACGAGGAAAAACCAAACAAGUCGCAAGCGACCGAUGCUUCCCGAAGGCGAUCUUGAUACUUCAAUGAGCAUUGAUGAACGUAAAGCGAAGUUGGACGUUUAUCUGAAAGAUUUAAACAUGCAAGUUGAAGAACGAAUAGAAAAGAUGAAAGCAAGAGGUUAUGAUAUGAUCUGCAAAGUGAAAGGAGCCUUUUCAUUAGAAAUUCUUAAACUUCCUAUGCAUAUAAGAAAGAUGAAACUGAAUGACUAUUUAGCUCAGGGGGGUGAAGUGAAUGAUACUACAUUGACUGAGGCAUCAAAACUUGUUAGUGAAAUGACAAGAUCAAUUUUACAACCUUCAUCAGAUACAGCUGCCAGAGGUCCAUUAACUGAUCGAGGGAACUUAUCAUUAAAAACUCCUGCAGGAUUUAAAGUAAAAACUGAUGAUCAGGCUGCAACUGUAAAAUUGAUUGAACCUGAGUUUUUGGAGCCAACUACAGCUCCCAGAUCUUUACGUCCAAGAAAGAGAAAAGAUGCUUCUCCCAGCAUGACUGAUAACAGCACAAGAUCUGCCAAAAGUCGCAAAACAAAAGACACUGGCUCAAUUAUUAUGGCACCACCCUCCACUGGUAAACGGACCAGUAAACGAGCGCAAUCCAAAGCUCAGUUUGUGACUCCAGCUUCAAGGGCGGUAACCUAUAGCAACACACCAAUGGUGACACCAAAGUUUGAUCCACGGUUACCGCUGACUCCUGCUCUAUUGCGAGAACCCAAAGCUGGAGAAAGAAUUAUGUCUUUGAGUGGGUCGCCGAUUGUGAACCAUGGGCCAGAUUCAAAUGCCCAAGUUUUUAUUCCCCUCGGCAACGGAAGGACUUUCCAUCUUAACACGACAUCACACCUGAGUCCUUCACAACCAACUGUUCUGAACGAAGCAGCAAGGAAGAAUGUAGAACUACUACAGCAAAAACUGGCUCAGCUCUUGGUUCUUCCCACACCAGCACAGAAUAAAUAAGAUCUUUCCUUCGAUGCCAGUUAGUUUUAAUGAGCUUCACGUUGUAGUAAAACAGAACGAUGUGGAGACAGAAAUGCCUGAUUGUCGACCGUUCGUUCAUGGCUUGUAAUAUAAGCGACAAUGAGCCAUCCUUUUUUUAUCAAACUCAGUUAUCAAUAAAUUUUUAAUUACAUUUUUUCGAAAUAGUAGAACUUCCUUUAUUCAAGUUUAAAUCAACUGCUAUAGAGCAGUAUUUUUUCAGUGAUUGUUAGAAAAGUACAUAGGACUGCUUGCAAUGGAGGCGAACCGAUAUGAAUUUUGUCUUGUAUCAUCUGAUGAUUAGAUAAUACCGACAUUUUGUAGUUGUUGUUGUUGUUGUUGUUGUUGUU